Molecule: messenger RNA, 1262 nt
Organism: Acinonyx jubatus (cheetah)
Lineage: Eukaryota; Metazoa; Chordata; Mammalia; Carnivora; Felidae
Gene: BCCIP
Product: BRCA2 and CDKN1A interacting protein
Exons: 7
Coding region: 30-974 (314 amino acids)
Cellular component (GO): nucleus
Source: RefSeq, a predicted model, not a curated record
AAUUGCGCAGGCGCAGUGAGGCUGGUAUCAUGGCGUCCAGGGCCAAGCGGCGUGCCUUGGGUAGUGGGGCUCCGCGGGUUCCAGGUGUUCCGGUCCCGCGAGACGAGGAAGAAGAGGAAGAUGAAGUGGAGGACGAGGACGAAGACGAUGAAGACAGUGACGAAGAAGAGGAUGAAGACGACGAGAGCGUCGACGAGGAAGUGAACGUUGAAUUUGAAGCGUAUUCCAUCUCAGAUAAUGAUUAUGACGGAAUUAAGAAGUUACUGCAGCAGCUUUUCCUGAAGGCUCCUGUGAACAUUGCAGAACUAACUGAUCUCUUAAUUCAACAAAACCACAUCGGGAGUGUGAUUAAGCAAACGGAUGUUUCAGAAGACAGUGAUGACGAUGUGGACGAAGAUGAGAUUUUUGGAUUCAUAAGUCUUUUAAAUUUAACGGAAAGAAAGGGUACGCGGUGUGCUGAACAAAUUAAAGAGUUGAUCCUGAGCUCCUGUGAGAAGAGCUGUGGGAAGAGCUCGGUUGAACAGCUGGACGCGCUUUUCAACGACGCCUCCAAGCCCGUGGGCUUUCUCCUCAGCGAGAGGUUCAUUAACGUUCCUCCUCAGAUCGCGCUGCCCAUGCACCAGCAGCUCCGGAAAGAACUGGCAGAGGCACACAGAACGAACAAGCCGUGUGGAGAGUGUUCCUUCUACCUUCUGAUCAGCAAGACGUUUGUGGAAGCUGGAAAAAACAAUCCCAAAAAGAAAUGGAGCAGCCAAGAGAAAGAUGAGUUAAUGUUUGCAAAUGCAGAGGAAGAAUUUUUCUAUGAGGCAAUCUUGAAGUUCAACUACUCGGUGCAGGAAGAGAGCGACACCUGUUUGGGAGGCAGGUGGUCCUUUGACGACGUCCCGAUGAAGCCCUUGCGAACUGUGAUGUUGAUUCCAGGUGACAAGAUGGACGAAAUCAUGGGUGAACUGAAAGAGCAUCUCUCUCUCUGACCCGUUUCCCAUGGGCAGCAGGGGGCUGGUUUUCGUUUUUGUAAAAUUACCAGAAAACAGCUCAGAUUUACUGAAAAACUCAUCACUUUAUUCAGAUUAAGGUCCUCUACAAAAAAGUAGGGUUCUGUCACCUGUGUCUGUGACACAUUUACAAAAUAGCCUUUUUUAAAAAAAAAAAAUUUGGUCGAAUUACGAACGGUUGAUGAAGAGCUUUUCCAGUAAGAAGGAAAAUGUGGAGUAGUAAUUUAAAGAACUCAAUAAAAACUUCCAUUUUUUAUUUUUAAAUAA